AUGGCCUUCUUCAAUAGCGAUCCUGCUUCAUGCGGGCCCUCCAGCUCAGUUUCAAAGCUAACUAGCUUUGCAAAUUCUAAAAAUAAUGUACUUAGUAAUGAAUAUAAUCCAAAUGUCCCGUCAACAUCGAGGAGCAAACAGUUUCACAAUAAUCAUCUAAAUACAUUGGAUAGAAGACUCGAAAAUCAAUUCAGCCUGUUCAUGAAUAAUGAUACGAAAACCAGCAUCGUUGGUAACAUGGUGGAUCCCAGAAAAGGGAUCAAUGAUUCACUAGUCAACCAGAAAUACCGGGGACCUGCCAAUGUACAACAUGAUUGGAUUAAAGAUUUCUCUCAAAUGAGUGUUUCACAGCACGAUCACUCCGUCCAUAUCCUGAAAAUGAAUUCUCAGAGCCCAUUACCUCAAUUUUCUCACUCACAGCAACAACUACCUCUGCAUCAUGCUCCUGCGAUGUCACUGCAACAGAACCAAAUAAGAAUAAUGCAUCAUAGUCACUUUCUACAAAACCAAUCGAUGCCAAUAUUCCAAAAUACACGAGCAGAAGUAAAUCAAGCUUAUAAUUCUGAAAAUCCGCAGCAGUUAGAGAAUGAAGAUGAUAUUUUUGAGCAGGCGUUUUCCAACAUUGAAAAAGAAAUUGCAUUACAAGGACUGUCUGAAUUAGUUCUAGAACCAUUAGCUCAAGAUAUCAUCUCUGUACAUCCAGAAAAUGAGGUGCUUUCGAAUAUUGCAAGCAAAAUCGCAGAGACUAUGGAGCAUGUUGACGAUCUUAAUACCGAUAAUAAUCUGGAGCUUUCUCCAAAAUUCCAAAAUUCGAAAUUUUUGAAAUUAAUGAAGGAUAUCUCAAAUAAGAAAGUGGCUCUUUGUGAAAGUGGUAAGAAAUUCAUCGACACUAGCACCGGUGAUAACAUAAAUGGUCUUGAAGCGGAUGAAGUGCUUUUCACUGCUCCUCAAGCAGCAGCGAUUGCACUGGAGAGAAGAUUGGGUGAUCCUUUAGACUGCUUGAAUGAUGGCGAUGUUUUAGUUAGUUCAGACCAGGCUAGAGCUCUUAUUAAAGGGAAGAUUAAUGGUCAGAAUAUUCUUCCUCGGAGCUCAUCUGAAAUCUUUAGUGACUACCUAAAUGAUGAUGAUUCUUUCUAG
Molecule: messenger RNA, 1137 nt
Organism: Saccharomycopsis crataegensis
Lineage: Eukaryota; Fungi; Ascomycota; Saccharomycetes; Ascoideales; Saccharomycopsidaceae
Exons: 1
Coding region: 1-1137 (378 amino acids)
Source: RefSeq, a predicted model, not a curated record